Messenger RNA from Carcharodon carcharias (great white shark), 8175 nucleotides. It is a transcript of the gene wnk4a, whose product is annotated as WNK lysine deficient protein kinase 4a. Gene Ontology annotation, molecular function: protein serine/threonine kinase activity; ATP binding; potassium channel inhibitor activity. Lineage: Eukaryota; Metazoa; Chordata; Chondrichthyes; Lamniformes; Lamnidae. Gene Ontology annotation, biological process: positive regulation of sodium ion transmembrane transporter activity; positive regulation of potassium ion import across plasma membrane; intracellular signal transduction. The record is from RefSeq and is a predicted model, not a curated record. Gene Ontology annotation, cellular component: cytoplasm; cytosol. The transcript has 19 exons. Bases 845 to 5425 code for a protein of 1526 amino acids.
CAGCAACCCUCCCUCGGGCGGCGUAUGCCUUGGGGUGAUAGUAGCGCAGCUUCUAUUGAAGAGGCCAUGGCACUGUGUGAGACCGUGACAUGAGCUGAGUGAAUGUUGUGCCCGAUAAAGGAGGACUUGUCCAUUCGGAUCCUGCUCCUUCUGAUAAUGCCUGUUCUGGUGGAGUGCCUUCUGAGAACGUGCGUGUUUCCCUCGCUCAGCACUUUGUGUCCUGAUCUUUCAGCACUUGGAAAACAAGGGGAAAUUAAAGGGCUGUCCGAAAGCAGAGAGAGAGAAAAAAAAUGACAGUAAAUUACAUUUCAUCUCCCCGCGAUGGAGAAUUGAGUAAACAAUGUCGGUCAGGCUGAUUCCCCCCGCCAGGUGUCACUCCCCUGAGCCAAUGGGCGCUGUGGGAGGUGUUAUAUGCGCAGCCCCGGCCUGAGACCAAUAUCAGGCGCCAGUGCAGUCGACGCUGCAGUGUUUUUCCAGUCCUUGCUGCAGCUUCACAGCCCCAGUAACUCCUUAAGAUCCCUUUCUGUUUCUUGCAAUUGGAGAAUAAAUGGCCAACAGUUUACAAUCUGGAGCUGCCUGAGAGAGAAGAAACAUAAAAGUUUGGGCAGCAGAAUUGUUUUAUUAAGCAGCAGAUAUAAAGUUUGCGUAGGUUAAGCAAAGUGGGGGUGGGGGGGGGGACUUUCAACAGAAGCCCAUAAUAACGAUGCCAUGGGUUUUGCUUUUCUUUGGUGUUGAGUUAAAGAGGUCGGUUUGACAAGAGAGGAGAAGUCAGGUUUUUAAUUCACUCCAAAGUGCCUCCAGUUGCUCUUCAGGCGAAGGUUUGAGUCUGAGUUUUAAAAAGUGAAUGAAGGAGGGCUCCAUGUCCAGGACAAUGUCUCAGGCGGAGGUGGACCUGGCUGGUUUUGGGGUUAUCGCCUCGCCGCUGGAUUUGGACCUAGAGCGCUCGCCUCUGCUCAGCAAGAUGCAGAACCGGCGGCGGAGAGCGCCCGCCAGAGACUGCAGGAGGAACCCCCGCCUCCAGAGGAAAAGCUCCAUCGAGAUCGAGCUGGGGGCUGACGGUCUCCUCCUCCGCCGCCCGCUCCGGCCACAGCUAACCCCGGACAGCGAGCCGCCGCCGCCGACGCCGCCGCCGCCCGCUGAGGGCGGGCCAGGAACGGGCGCCCCCAGCGCUCCGCCCGGCUGCCCAGCGCCCCAGCCCCUGCUCAAAGCGGCGGCGGCGGCCACCGCCAACAGCUCGGACACCGAGGAUGGCAGUCCCCGCCUCCCACACAAAGACUCGGUUUCCGAGCUUCCCGAGGAGAGUAAGAUGGAACCGGAGGAGAAUGAGGUGGAGAUGAAGGCGGUGGACACCUCUCCCGAUGGCAGGUUCCUGAAAUUCAACAUCGAGCUGGGCAGAGGGUCCUUCAAAACUGUCUACAAGGGCUUGGACACGGAAACGACUGUGGAAGUGGCAUGGUGCGAGUUACAGACUCGAAAAUUAUCGAAGGCGGAGAGGCAGAGGUUCAGUGAGGAGGUGGAGAUGCUGAAAGGAUUACAACACCCCAACAUAGUGCGUUUCUAUGAUUCCUUUAAAUGUUCAGUCAAAGGUCACAAGUGUAUUGUGCUGGUGACGGAGCUGAUGACAUCAGGGACGCUCAAAACGUACCUAAAGCGGUUCAAAGCAAUGAAGAAUAAGGUUCUGCAGAGGUGGAGCAGACAGAUUCUGAAGGGCCUACAGUUUCUUCAUACACGGUCACCUCCUAUCAUCCACCGUGACCUGAAAUGUGAUAAUAUCUUCAUUACAGGGCCAACUGGCUCUGUAAAGAUUGGCGACCUUGGUCUUGCAACACUAAAGAGUGCAUCAUUUGCAAAAAGUGUAAUAGGUACUCCGGAAUUUAUGGCUCCUGAGAUGUAUGAGGAAAAGUAUGAUGAAGCUGUUGAUGUUUACGCAUUUGGCAUGUGCUUGUUGGAAAUGGCCACCUCAGAAUAUCCAUAUUCAGAGUGCCACAAUGCAGCCCAGAUAUAUCGAAAAGUAACAAGCGGAGUUAAGCCAGCCAGCUUUAACAAAGUAAAAGUCCCAGAGCUCAAAGAGAUUAUUGAAGGAUGCAUACGCCAAAACAAAGAUGAGAGCAGGUACACCAUUCAGGAUCUUCUCGACCACUCAUUCUUUCAAGAGGACACUGGGGUCCAUGUAGAGCUCGCAGAGGAAGAUGAUGGAGCAAAAUCUGCCCUAAAACUUUGGCUCCGCAUGGAUGAUUCAAAGAAACUCCAUGGAAAAUAUAAAGACAACAAAGCUAUAGAGUUUCUUUUUGAACUGUAUAAGGAUGUUUCAGAAGAGGUGGCACAGGAAAUGGUAACCUUGGGUUUUGUGUGUGAGGCUGACUACAAAUUGGUUGCAAAGGCCAUCAAAGAUCGUGUGACUGAGGUCAAGAGAAAACGUGAGAGAAACCAACGUAUGCAAGAGGAACUGAAGAAAAAAGAGCAGGAGAAAAAGAAGAAGAUUUAUGAGCUCUUGGAAGAGCUAAAGGUGCCUCAGGACACAACAGAGAGUGCAGCUGGAGCUACUCAACUUUCCAAACCUACAGCCACCACAGGUCUAACUGAGAUCCUGCUGAUUCCUCCAUUCCCACCUGAGCCUGAGGAGCCAGAGGCUGAUCAGCAUCAGACUUUUCGUUAUAGAAAUACUAACUAUUCUUCAGCUACAUCUGAUUGUGAGACUGAUGGUUAUCUGAGUUCUUCUGGAUUCUUGGAUUCCAAUGACAAUUUGCACAUGGCUGGCCAGUUAACACCUAAAUCUACAAUUGGACUCCAGUUUCCAGCAAGCAUUGCUGUGACUAUUCCCUCAAAACAUCAUUUAUCACUUCACAGUGGGCUCAAUUCGCCAGUUGACAGCUAUGCCUCAGAUGUUGCUUCUGGAAUGAGUGAUGGGAACGAAGGUCUAUCUGCAGGAGAAGGAUCAACAAAACUGCCAGUGAAACAUAUAUCGAGCAAACUCAUUCGUAGGCGUGGCAGAUCCAGGCUACGAAUUCUUAACAUUUCAGACAAAGGAGAUCGGGUUGUAGAGUGCCAACUCCAGACACACAACAACAAAAUGGUAACAUUCAAGUUCGAUUUAGAAGGAGACUGUCCUGAAGAUAUUGCUGUUGUUAUGAUCAAUAGGGAGUUCAUUCUACUGUCAGAGCAGGAUGGUUUUGUCAGCAAGCUGCAAGAAAUCAUACACAAAGCAGAAGCUGUGUUAAAGAAGGAUAUUCAUGGGGAUCACGGCACUGAAAAACUUAGUAAACAGUCAAGUACUGCCAGUUCCCAUGAUUCUCAGGGAGAAGAAAGGUUAAACCAGGCACCAUAUCCCACAUUAUUGCCUUCAGCUUCAAUAGAUGAAGUGAGUACCCCUCUCAGUCAAGUGGUAGAGUCUGCAACAAGGAAGUUUCUGGUCAGCCCUGUUCCUGAAAAUAAGUUGUCAAGUCCUAUGACGGUUAACUCAUCAACUCAGCCUUAUGUCGUCACCACAUCUACAGCUUCAUCAAAUGUGUUCUACCAGCCGAGAGCAACAUCACAACCAAUUUCAGUAGCAACAUUUAGUAAUGUGUCACUUAACAGUUUUGACCCAAUUCAAGUCACUAACAGUGAAAACAGUGGAACCGACUUGUUUAUAUCUACGCCAUUGCAGAAUUUUAAGCCAGUGCUAGCGUCUCUACCUACUGCUACAUCUGCUUCGAACAUUCUUCAAAACGUAGCACUGAAUCAGCAGGAGAGUCCACAAUAUGCUGUGCAACAAGAAUUUCCAACAAAGGAGGCAGAGAAUGUUGGCAAAGACAUGCCACAGUUUUUACAGCCACAAGGUAAUAGCUGGCCAACAACCACACAGCCCUUGUCUCUCUUGGCUGAUGUACUAUCAUUGAUGUGCAUGAGUCAUCUGGCCCAUACAAUGUUACCGAGCAGUUCUUCACACUCUCCACUGGUGUCUCCCAGUAGCAUUGUCUCUUCUCCAGGCUUUCUGCCUGUCAACAUUUCAAGGCUGCCUCGUCUUUCAUCUCCAGAAAUAAAUAUUGGAAAACAACCAAAUAAUGCUGAGAAUGGUGGCAUGGAAAGGCUAGAAGGACAACUUGGACCAAUUUUUCCUGAAUGCAACAGAUCUCAUGAGACGCUCCAAAACUUCAGCCACGUACUGGGAACAUCAAGUUCUGAACCUGGUCACAUGGUAUCAUCAAGCAAAGAAACUGACUUCAGUUCAACAUCUUUGGAUAUCCAGGGUACCCCAUACCAGAGCGUAGCAGCUCCUACAACAGCUAUCACACCAAUGUCUACCGCAAUACCAGUCUCUAACAUGUACUCUCCAUCAUCAACAAACUCUCCAUUUUAUUCACAUCCCAGUCCAAUAUUUAAUCUUGCAGGUUCCCUUUCACCACCUCAGAAUGUUAAUCUAGGAAAUUAUGUGCAUACUAGUUUCUGUGGCAGCACGUUAGUCUCACCUUCCAUGCCUCAAGUUGCUGUUACAAAUCUUAUAAGCACCUCAACUAAAGAACUAGAGAAUAGACAGUUCUCGUUGCUGGAUAUAAGUAAGAAAAGUAUAUCAUCAUUGAUUAUAACUGAAGCCCUAACAUCACAAUCAGGAAAGUCAUCAUUGCCUCCUAUUACUGAGGAGUUCAAGAAUUUUCAACCAAUUGGUUCACCCCAGGCCCUUACAGUAGGACGCUUUGAAGUCUUGAAAACUCGAGAUCUAAUUAAAGAAGUUUCUCAACUGGCAAAUCAUGAAGCCACUAAAACAGAAGAUCAUUUGGUUGCAGACAACUGUGCUCCUUUGAGACCAACUAUGACUCUCAGUGAACCAAUGUUGGACAUUGGAUUGGGUGUUGCACUGGGAAGUCAGCAAGAUAGCAACACCGUGCCAAGUUCACCCAGCCAGAUUGUGCAGUCUUCCUUAGGAAUUUCUGAGGCUGCUGCUGACAAUCACUCUCUAGAUAGUAACAAAGUAAUGGUCAGUUCAGGAGAUGAAAAACAAAAUACUGAUUCCAAACUAUUGGAUGACCACACUGAUUCAGUCCCUGUACAUGGAUGGAUUCAAUAUUCACGGUCAACUGUCUACGUAAGCAGUGACGAUACUGAGAGCGAUGGCGAUGAGAUAUUUGAAGAGUUGCAAAACCUGAGAGAAAAACACAUGGCAGAGGUUCAGAAGUUGCAGGCAAUACAAAAGAAGGAGAUUGAGGAACUCUAUGAAAAGAUGGGCAAAGUACCUCCUGCAGGAAUAGUAUCACCAGCUGCAAUUUUGACUGGAAGACAAAGGCGUUUAUCUAAGGGCAAUUUUAACCAAUCCCGUCGUAACAGCCUGCAACGACUUGAGGUUUUACAGCAAGCAGGAUUCAGUAGAAGAAAUUCCUUAACGGGCAGUUGCAGCUCACAGGAUCAACGCCAAACGCCGUCUUCUGUUGGUGGGGGUUACUUUUCCUAAAAGCUUCUGAAAGUGUGCUGAAGAGUUAAUCAUCGGAAACGAAGGCUCUGCACAAUAAAUCUAAAUUAAAUGGAACAGAGAAACACAUAUAGCUCCAACUGCAAUAAAAGUCCGUCACUGUUACACCUGUAUUAUCUGUAGAAAUAACCCAUUGUUGGUAGAUUUAUGGAUAGUUAUUGUAGUUAACAGUUUGGGCUUGGAUUAUUAUACAAUGCACGCAGUCAGCAGUAUAUGAUUUUGUAUAAGCCUAUGCUCUUCAAACAUAUGUUCAGAAAUAUUCUGGAUGAUCCCUAUCAGGAAUUUGUAAGGGAUGAAUCCCCCUUUACAAUUGUCACAGCAUAAGAUAUAAGGAUAUAUACUGCAUUUGUUUUUCUGGAAACACUGUAAAGUACAGAACAAGGAAACACAACAGCACAAUUUUAAUCAGAUCACAUUAUCUGGCAUGAAAUACUUCAACAAUGGUCCCUGUUUUAAUCAGGUACAAAGAUCUAUUUUUUUUGUUCCUGCUGACAGUUCAUUAAAAUAUACUAUUCAUGGUAAUUUAUUGCUAAUGAAAUCUGAUCAAAUCAGAUUUAAAACUGAACACAAGAAAAUAGACUAGAUAAGAAUUUUUGUAUUUUUAGAGGAAGUUUGUUAACCUUGCAAUAUAAAGACAAUCUAAUGAGUGCUGGGUGCUAAGCAACCAAUAUAAAUCAUCUGUGUAUUUUUGUAUUAAAAUAUGUUCUGCCAAUGUCACACUGUAAAAAAAAAACUGACUUUAUUCAUUGUACGUGUAUAUGUAUAUAUAAAAACUGGUGUUAAGCAGUAAAUUGUAUAAGAAUCGCAUAGCUAAUAUCUCUAAUUUUAAAACAAGAUAGAUAAACAACUUUCUCAAAUGAAAGGUUUAGUGUAAUCUAUUGUAAAUGAUUUCAAUCCAUCAAUUCAUCCUUCUACGUGCAUAUUAAAUGUUAAAGAAUUAUUUUAUCAAUGAUAUUUAAUUUUGUAAAAUAUUUUGUAGUAUCUGAAUCCAAAGCUGACUUUGAUAUAAAUGUACAUCUGAGAGUAAUGCAAAAAUAUUUAUAUUUGGACAAGGUAUGAUAGCUACUAAAGCAUUGGUGAUCUUAUAUAAAUUCUUAUCGUUCAAUUCAUUGAUUGUAAGUGUUCACACCUUAUAAUGGAGAUGGAAUUUUCUAUAAUUAUUCAAUAUUGCCUUUUGGAUUGUAAUGUCCACUUUAACAAACCUAAAGAUUAAAUGUGAUAUUUAUCUGUAAUAACCGCCAUUUAACUUUGAAGCCAAACUACAUCUUGUUUUAGGUGAACCUCCUUUUACUGUCACAAAUGUAGAGAAGUCACUUAAAAUAAAUGUAAAUGAUAAUAUGUUUUCAAACCUACAUGUACCCACUAGGCCUAAAGUCACAGGACCAGGAUUAAGGUGUCUAGCAAACCAGUGACAACAAAAAAACCCUUGCAGAACUUCUGCAGAUUGCUGAUGUAAAAUAGAUCCAUAUUCUUAAUAUGUAUUUAACUUUAUUGUUGCUUUCUGCGAAAUAUUUAAAACUUGAAUGUUGCCAUCUAUUUUAAUACCAUCAGCUUCAGCACCUUGAAGCUUCAGACCUAUUAUCUCUAAUUCUCCUAGAUAAUAGCUAUAUGAAAGACUGCUGGGACUCUACCUAUCUACUGACACAACAAUCAACUAAUGUAAACAAUGUAGGGUAGCAAUAAAAUAAUAUUGAUUUGAAGAGUCAUGGAACUUGCUGUGUGUUGGAGAGAUCCUUAUGACAUGUAUCAGAGUGACAUUACAGGGGGAAAAUUCCCUAGAAUGCAGGGUGUAGCAAAAUCAUAAAUGUGUACUUUAUAAAUACAUGUAUGGUAUUGUCAGAUGCAGUGAAAAUGAAAUUUUCCACUCUACCAUUUCAUGAAAUUUUAUAUAUCCUAACAAUCUAUUGCAGUUUAGUAUAAUAGAAAUAGCAAAUGAGUGAAAUCAAAUGGUUAAGUCUGCCAUUUUUGUUAGGUGCCUUACCUCACAAUUCAGUUAAAAUUGUCUCCGCAAAGGUUCUUCUCAAACAAAACACUAAAACUAAUAAUUCUUUCACUUUGAGGCUAAAAACACUCUCCAUCUAAAUUAAUAUGUAUUAGUUGAGCAAUAUAACUUUUAAAAUAUGAUUGUAUGUGAUUCUCCACAUUUUGAAAACAUAUUUAUUAUUUUAAAUCACUAAAGCUAAUAAAAAUUGUACAAGUAGCAUUUUGCCUUAAAUCUACAAGAAGUGUCUGAAUGUGUUAUGUGAGAAAGGCUAUGCAAUAAACUGCCUGAUUUACUGAUGUGCAAAAAUACAAUUAUUUUCUUGAAUGUAAUGCUUAAAAAUGGGUUUUUAAACUUUCAUAAUAUUCCACAGAAUGAUGCAUUCAAAUCUAGAUGCUCUACAAUUAAUGUAUUCAGCAAUGAAGGGACAUGUUCAACACCAAAAUGUUAUGUUAAAGUUGCUUAACUUUAUUUUAUGAUUGUAAAACUUGAGAAUUGUUCACCUAGUAUCUCUCAAUUUUAACAGGAAUAGUGUGCCACUUCAGUGUCAGUGCUGUAAUCAUCCUUAGAGGAAAGAUGGUGGAAAGGUUAGGUUGUUGCUUUUCCACUUUGGGAGUAAUAGAGGAGGAAACUGGUCAUUUGAGGCAAGAGCAAGAUAGUUCUUUUAACGAAGGGACAAAAGGCUAAUUGCUGUUGUAUUGCUGCUCUGUACUACAGUUCCCAUUUAUUAUUAAAUGUAUGCUUUUCUGUA